Capra hircus (goat) is the source of this 3953-nucleotide messenger RNA. It is a transcript of the gene CAMKV, whose product is annotated as CaM kinase like vesicle associated. The record is from RefSeq and is a predicted model, not a curated record. Gene Ontology annotation, cellular component: intracellular anatomical structure. Gene Ontology annotation, biological process: peptidyl-serine phosphorylation. The transcript is spliced from 10 exons. Bases 1073 to 2587 code for a protein of 504 amino acids. Gene Ontology annotation, molecular function: calcium/calmodulin-dependent protein kinase activity; calmodulin binding; ATP binding. NCBI's taxonomy places the organism in Eukaryota, Metazoa, Chordata, Mammalia, Artiodactyla, Bovidae.
CAUAAUUUUUACUCACAUUUUUUAUUGUGAAAUAUAACAAAACUCUAGGAAUGAACCCAAUAUGUGUAUGUACAUUUAUCCAAAUUAUUAUAAAGCUCAGACCUGUGAAACCACUACUCAGGUUCAGAAAUAGGUCCUCCAGAAUCCCCCGCAAUCACAACCUGUUUUAUUUCUCUUAGGAGGUCUCAUGGUGUUUACUUCCUAGUAUUGCUUUAUAGCUUGACCAAUAUGUCUGUAUCCUUAAACAGUAUAGAUUAGUGAUGACUGUUUUGAACUCUGUAUCGAUAGAUUCACAUUCUAUGUGGUUUUUUUCACUCGAUACUUUUAUUGGUGAGAUUGACCAUGUGGUUGGGUAGAGCUGUAGUUCCCUCAUUCCCCUCAUUUCCAUUGUUGUGUAAUAAUAUUCCAUUGUGUGACUCUCCCACAAUACAUCCUGCUGCUGAUGGGUAUGUGGGCUGUUUCCAGUUUGGGGCAAUUCGGAAUAUUGCAGCCAUGAGCACUCUUCUAUGAGUGUCCUGCUGCACAAAUGUAUAUGUUUCUAUAGGAUGUAUAUUCAGCUGUGCAAUUGCUGGUUAUUAGGGAAUGUUCGACUUCAGUAGUUUCACCAAACUGUUUUGCAAAUGGGAAACUUGCCCUCCACCAGCAGUGCUCAUGUUUUUCACAUCUUUGCCAACGCCUGGCAUCUUUAGAUUUGCGGAGAUGACUGAUGGGUGGGUAGCUACAACCCCCUUCAUCUGUGAAAUCACUGAAAUUUAAAUCAAUCAUUUGAUAAAUCUCUUUUUGAUUAUACAUAAUGCAGAAUGAUUCUAGGAUAUGUCAGUUUAAUAUAUUUUUCAUAAGCAGGGGCUGCUGUAGCGUGGGCAGCCAAGCUGAGUGGCUGGAAGUAUGGCCAAAAAGGCAGGGGUGGGAUCCCAGUAUGACCACCCUCUAGCCCUUCUUGGUGUAGACUCGGCCUCUGGCUUGAUCUGAGCCAGGCUGGCGUUUCCCAAAGACAACCUCUACAUUGUGUGGAGAAGUGAGGAGUGGGACAGCUGAACCAGACCCCAUCCUGUCUGCAGCUCAGAGCCCGGCAAUGCCGUUUGGGUGUGUGACUCUGGGCGACAAGAAGAACUAUAACCAGCCAUCGGAGGUGACUGACAGAUAUGAUUUGGGACAGGUCAUCAAGACUGAGGAGUUCUGUGAGAUCUUCCGGGCCAAGGACAAGACGACAGGCAAGCUGCACACCUGCAAGAAGUUCCAGAAGCGGGAUGGCCGCAAGGUGCGGAAGGCAGCAAAGAACGAGAUAGGCAUCCUCAAGAUGGUGAAGCAUCCGAACAUCCUGCAAUUGGUGGAUGUGUUUGUGACUCGCAAGGAGUACUUUAUCUUCCUGGAGCUGGCCACGGGGAGGGAGGUGUUUGACUGGAUCCUGGACCAGGGCUACUACUCAGAGCGAGACACGAGCAACGUGGUGCGGCAGGUCCUGGAGGCGGUGGCCUACCUGCACUCACUCAAGAUCGUGCACAGGAACCUCAAGCUGGAGAACCUGGUUUACUACAACAGACUGAAGAACUCAAAGAUCGUCAUCAGCGACUUUCACCUGGCUAAGCUAGAGAAUGGCCUCAUCAAGGAGCCCUGUGGAACCCCCGAAUACCUGGCCCCAGAGGUGGUAGGCCGGCAGCGGUAUGGACGCCCUGUGGACUGCUGGGCCAUUGGAGUCAUCAUGUACAUCCUGCUUUCAGGGAAUCCACCUUUCUAUGAGGAGGUAGAGGAAGAUGACUAUGAGAACCACGACAAGAAUCUCUUCCGCAAAAUCCUGGCUGGCGAUUAUGAGUUUGACUCUCCAUACUGGGAUGACAUUUCACAGGCAGCCAAAGACCUGGUCACAAGGCUGAUGGAGGUGGAGCAAGACCAGCGGAUCACUGCAGAAGAGGCCAUCUCCCAUGAGUGGAUUUCUGGCAAUGCUGCUUCUGAUAAGAACAUUAAGGAUGGUGUCUGUGCCCAGAUUGAAAAGAACUUUGCCAGAGCUAAGUGGAAGAAAGCUGUCCGAGUGACCACCCUUAUGAAACGGCUCAGGGCCCCAGAGCAGUCCGGCACGGCUGCAGCCCAGUCUGCUCCAGGCACAGAUACUGCCACCCCUGGGGCUGCAGGCGGGGCCACGGCUGCAAGUGCAGCUGCCUCAGCCCUUGGGGGCAGUGCCACCCCAGCCACAGCAGGUGAUGCUACAAAGAGUGAGAACGUGGCCCCCGCCGACCGUAGUGCCACCCCAGCCACAGAUGGCAGUACCACCCCAGCCACUGAUGGGAGCGUCACCCCAGCCACUGAUGGGAGCAUCACCCCAGCCACCGAUGGGAGCGUCACCCCAGCCACCGACAGAAGUGUUACUCCAGCCACCGAUGGGAGAGCCACACCAGCCGUGGAAGAGAGCACCGUGCCCACCACCCAAAGUAGUGCCACACCGGCUGCCAAGGCUGUUGCCACCCCUGAGCCGGCUUUGGCCCAGCCGGACAGCACAGCCCCAGGGGGCGCAACAGGCCAGGCUCUACCCUCUAGUAAAGGGGAAGAGGCUGCUGGCUGUGCCCAGGAGUCUCGGAGGGGGGAGACCAGCUGAGGGGGCAGGCUGUGGGGGGCGGGGGAUGGGCAGGAGGGUGGGAGAGUGGAUGAGGGGCUUCUCACUGUACAUAGAGUCACUGGCAUGAUGCCCUCGCUCCCCCCGCCCCUGCCUCCCAGCAUGGGGCAUGUUUGGGGGCCACAGGAGACCAGUCUCAUCUCCUGUGUGUAUGUGCGUGAGUGAUGGGCAGGCCAGAGGCGGGACCAGCCCUAGCCCCUGCAUGGAUUCCUUGUGGCUUUUUCUGUCUUUUGCUAGCUUCAUCAGUUUCUGUUUCUUGUGGGAUGCUGCUCUAGGGAUACUCAGGAGGUCCCUGCUCCCCUGCCCCCCUCCCCUCUCUGCCUCACAGUUCCCCCCCACCCAGGCAGGCCCUGAAGGUCCCAUCCUCUCCCAGGCCCUAAAUUGGGUGGCCUUGCCCUGAGAGCUGGUCCUCCAGCGAGGCCCUGUCAGCGGUCUUAGGCUCCUGCACAUGAAGGUAUGUGCCUGUGGUGUGUGGGCUGCUCUAGGAGUGGAAACAGGCUGGUUAGAGAAGGCUGUAAUCUCGGGCAGAAUGCUUUAAGACAAGACUGGCCACAUGGCCGGGGGCGCUGCUUGGUAGCCAUGGGGUUCCUCAGAAGUGAAUGAGAAUGAGUUGGAGGGUAGAAGCUCCCACCUCUGUCCCUGGGACGUUUCUCCUAAGACCCUUGCGCUGUUUCUUUCCUGCCCCCCUGGGUCCUGCAGUGGGCUGCCCUGUGCCCUGCGCUUCAGGAGCCUGCAAGGGGAAGGAGGAGCAGUUAGGAUGUGGCGAUGAGAUCUGGGAGGGCGGAGUGCACAUCCAGGACCUAGUGUACCAGCCUAGCUGGGUCCUUACCCUGGGCCGAACAAGGACAGCUGCCGCUGGCUCUUCCCAGAUGGGCUCCUUAGGCUCAGUCCACAGUCCUCUCCAUCCCAGGCAGCGGGCCUGCUGCCUGGCAGUGUCCCAUAGUCUGAUUUGGGGGUUUGCCCUUCACGGGGCCAGAUUUUCUGCUCUCUAAAUUCAACAGUGAAAUAGACAGGAACACUCUCUAUGUUUAUGACCCACUUCCCCUUCUAUCAAGGCUUAGAGAGAGGCCCAGGUGUCUCUGGGCCAUGCUGAGUUGCUUUUGCUGGAAUGAGGGAGUGAAUAAAGCUCCCCAGUUUCCUAAUGGAGGCUCCUGGCAGGUGCCCUUUGUCAGACCCUACUAGAGCCUGGGCAGGCAGCCACACUGGUCCCAGCCCUCGCUUGGCACUCGGGGGUAGUCCUGCCCUUCUCCCUGCAUGCCUGUGGGUCUGCUCUGGUGUAUGAAGGUCGGUGGGCUGUGUACCUGCUGAACCUGGCAAAUAAAUGUCACUCUGCCAAAGCCUCUGGCCA